Molecule: messenger RNA, 854 nt
Organism: Mytilus trossulus (common blue mussel)
Lineage: Eukaryota; Metazoa; Mollusca; Bivalvia; Mytilida; Mytilidae
Product: glucose-induced degradation protein 4 homolog
Exons: 5
Coding region: 37-678 (213 amino acids)
Biological process (GO): protein targeting to vacuole; proteasome-mediated ubiquitin-dependent protein catabolic process; protein catabolic process in the vacuole
Cellular component (GO): GID complex
Source: RefSeq, a predicted model, not a curated record
AAACAAUAAUCCGACCAAUCACCGGUAUUAAAAGAAAUGUCCAUUUGGACAAUUUACAGGAAUGCCAAAACAAUGCCGGUAAAGCUUGACCCACCACCUCCUGCGAACAGCAACCUCCCUGGAAUAACUACCAGUCUAUUGUACAAUGGAUCAAGGUUUCAGGGACACCAAAAAAGCAAAGGCAAUUGCUAUGAUGUAGAAGUUAUUUUACAGUAUGUUGAUAUGGACAAUUCUUACCUUUGUGGUUAUUUGAAGAUAAACGGCCUAACAGAGGAAUACCCAACAUUGACAACAUUCUUUGAAGGGGAGAUAAUCAGUAAGAAACAUCCAUUUCUGACCAGGAAAUGGGAAGCUGAUGAAGAAGUCGACAGAAAACAUUGGGGGAAGUUUUUAUCUUUUUAUCCAUUUGCCAAGAAUUUUAACUCUGAUUCUUUUGAUUAUGAAGAAUUAAACAACACAGAUUUUGUGUUUAUGAGAUGGAAGGAACAUUUUUUGGUUCCAGACCAUACAGUAAAAGACAUAACUGGUGCAUCAUUUGCUGGCUUUUAUUAUAUUUGUUUCCAAAAAUCUCUGGCAUCCAUUGAAGGAUACUAUUAUCACAGAAGUUCUGAAUGGUUUCAGUCCCUGAACUUAACUCAUGUUCCAGACCACAGUAUACCAGUCUACCAGUUCCGAUGAUAAUCUUUUGAACAUGUUGUAAAUUGUUCAUUUAAUUUAAUUUAAUGUAAGGGGGACAUGGCAUAGUAAAUGCACAUGUUAAACAUGUUAUAUGAACAUGUUUUGUUAAUUUUUGCAAAAAAAGUUUAACACUAUGAGAAGUGCUAUUAUAUGUAUAUAAUUAACAUGCAACCUUU